Messenger RNA from Engraulis encrasicolus (European anchovy), 2333 nucleotides. RefSeq names its product prolyl endopeptidase like (gene prepl). Gene Ontology annotation, molecular function: serine-type endopeptidase activity. NCBI's taxonomy places the organism in Eukaryota, Metazoa, Chordata, Actinopteri, Clupeiformes, Engraulidae. Gene Ontology annotation, cellular component: cytoskeleton; Golgi apparatus. Gene Ontology annotation, biological process: proteolysis. The record is from RefSeq and is a predicted model, not a curated record.
AUGCGUUUAGACUUGCCACAUAACGCCGAUCGUGUGCGGGGGUCUUGCUGCCAUGGCGUUCCGUUUUACAAAAGCCCCAGUCAGGAGCAGAGGUACAGGAGUCUGGUACAGCGGUACAGGAGGAGGCUGAGGGCUGCACACAACAAAUUCUCAGACGUCCCUGACAACACUGUGGUCCAGGGACGAUUCCAUAGCUAUAUUGAGGAUGGUGGAAUCAUCUACCGAUGUGUGCGUGGACCAGGUGAGUCGGAGCCAGAGCAGGUUCUCAAUGUAGAGUGGCUUAAAGAAGAAGGAGGUGGAAGGGAGGUGGAAGAGGAGGACGAUGAAGAUGAAGACCAGGGGACAGUCCAGAGGGUGCGUCUGUCCCCUGGCGAACGCCUGCUGGCCGCCACAGUCAAUAUCCCCACAACCGGGGGAAGCCAGGUAAGUGUGGUUCUGCUGACAGACGUGACAUCUCCGCCACCCCACCGUCCGCUGCUCAUUCUGGACAAUGUGUUCAGCUUUGAAUGGGCAUCAGAUGGCAUACUCUUCUACACCAAGCAGGAGGGUCUAAAAUGUCAGAGUGUGUAUCGCCUGGACUUAACUGACUUUGGAGUCCGUACCUCUCUAGUAUACGAAGAACCUGACCCUGAGUUCUUUGUGGAGGUGGGGCGUUCAGCUGAUGGACAGCUGAUGACGCUCAACAGCACCAGUAAGAGCAGCUCAGAGGUCAGAGCCAUCCUUAGCUCCGCCCCUGGACACGCCCCUGUCUUGGUGCAGCCCCGGCAACCAGGACUGGUCUACUACAUUGAGCAUGGUCAUGGCCAACUCUACAUCCUUGCCAACACAGGGCCUGAGCAGGAGUAUCAGCUUCUGAAAGCCUCCCUCUCGGCUCUGUCCAUGCCCUGCUGGGAGCCCCUCUACACGCCCCCAUUAGGCUGGGGGGUCAGAGACAUGGAGCUGCUACAGGACCACUGUGUAUUUGCCCUCAGGCACCCGGACGGACGACUAGUCUUGCAGUCAGUGUCUUUGAAGGACCCUUCCUGUGUGACAUCCCUGGAGCUGCCGUGCUGGGCGUGUGCGUAUGAGAGCCAGAGGGUGUCCCAGACAGGCAGGCCUGGUAGCCUGCGCUUCCUCCUCUCCUCCCCGGUGUGGCCCCCCAGUGUGUUCGCCUACUGCCCCCACACGCACCGGCUACUGGUGCAGCAGGGGGCCCCAGACCACAUGGACGGGCCCCCAGAGCUGCACUACCACACCACACGCCUCCAGGCCCCCAGUGAGGAUGGCACCAUGGUUCCCCUCACACUGCUCCACAGGGCUCCCCUGUCUGAUCUGAGACCAGCCCCCCUGUUGGUGCACGUGUACGGGGCUUAUGGCCUGGAGCUCAACAUGGCCUUCAGCCCGGACAGCAGGCUGCUACUGGACGCUUGUAGGGACCGUGGGUGGGCCCUAGCAUACUGCCACAUCAGGGGUGGAGGUGAGGGUGGCCUAGGCUGGCACCGGGCAGGCCGGCUGGAGGGUAAGCAGAGGGGGGUUGAGGACCUGGUGGCCUGCCUGCGGAGGCUCCAUGAGUUGGGGGUGUCCUCUCCAGGCCGCACCGCCUUGACCGCCCGCAGUGCCGGAGCUGUGCUGGCGGGGGCGCUGUGCAACCAGCAGCCUCAGCUGCUCAGGGCUGUUACACUACAGGCACCUUUUCUGGACGUCCUGUCCACCAUGGAGGACCCCAGUCUGCCGCUGACCAUAGAGGAGAGGGGGGAGUGGGGCGACCCUCUCAGCAGCCCCCAGCACAGGGACAACAUCGCCUCCUACUGCCCCUGCUGCAACAUUACACCACAGCACUACCCCUCUAUGCUGAUCACAGCCUACAGGGGGGAUAGUCGAGUGCCCGUGUCGGGCGUGGAGAAGUACGUAGCCAGCCUGAGGGCCGCCGUCCACACACACUCCACUCAGGCCGCGACCAAACCUGAACCUGAAACCCAAGUGAUUCUGGACCUGCAGCCUGGUGGGGACCAUUUUGGACCAGAGGCCUUUGAUCUCUCCCUGUGUGAGAAUGCAAGGCAGAUGGCCUUCCUGCACAUGGAGCUUGGCCUGGACCAGCCUGGCGGGAAGGAGAAGGGGAAACGCAGAGGGUGAAGAUGUCCUGUGCCAAACCUUUCGCCAAAGUGCACUGCGGUGCAGUCACUAUUACUUGUGCAUCUUUCACUAAGUAUUGUCUUGUUGUCUUGUGUGAAUGCAGUUUUCAAAGAAACAAAAACAGCAAGACACGUGUUACAUGAUGCAAAACAUUCUUGUAUAUAUUUUCACAACUCAUUGUCUUUUAAUUUUAAUAAAAAAUACAUGCACAUUUAAACAUC